UCAUAUCAGAUGUAUACUGCUGUCAACCGCUAGGUGCCGGGCGUGUUGACCCGGAAGAAGCAUCAAUAAGACUUUUCGCUACCGGUCACGUAAUGGCCUGGUAAUUCUGUUACAACUAAAUCAAAUGAGGAGCUGGUGAUGGUUUUGGAGUUGAUGAUCUGAAUUCUCAGAUGCAUUUCUGAUUUACGGAAUAUUUAUUCCGGAAAGAUGCGGAUACUGUUCGUCACCACAAACCUGCAGUACCUCGCUGCCUUCUGGGCGGCGCUGACGAGCCUGACGAGCGGCAUGGUGUAUGGCUGGCCGUCGCCCAUCCUGCCACAGCUGCAGCAGCCGGGCUCCUGGCUGCCGCUGACGGCUGACGAGGCCUCCUGGAUCGUGUCGUGCGUCACCAUCUCGUCCGUGCUGCCCAUCAUAGCCAUGCCCCUCAUCGUCGACGUCGUCGGCCGCAAGCUGCUGCUCAUCGCAUCAGGGCUGCCGGCGUUCGCUUCCUGGCUCAUGGUGCUGUUUGCAGACUCGGCGGGAAUGCUGAUAGCGUCGCGAGUGGUGGCUGGUCUGAGCAUCGGCGCCAGCGUGUGCCUGGUACCGAUGUACGUGGGGGAAGUGGCGGAGGCCAAAGUGCGGGGCACGCUGGCCACCGUCUUCCAGUUCGCCAUGUGCCUGGGCUCGCUCGCCUCCUACUGCAUGGGCCCCUACAUGUCCUACUCGGCAGUGGCCAUCGUGUCGGCUGCCGUGCCAGUCCUCUUCAUGCUGGGCUUCCUCUGGAUGCCCGAGUCGCCGUACUUCCUGGCGCUGCGCGGCAGGGACGAGGAAGCCAAGAGUGCCUUGAGGCGGCUGCGAGGUGCCGUGUCUGAGGAAGCCAUCCAGGAGGAGCUCGGCAUUGUACAGAAAUACGUCGAGGAGCAGCGAGAGGCCCAGCGGUCACAGCUGGAACUAAUGGGCCAGCUGGUGCGAAGGCGUGGCAGCCGGCGGGCGCUGGUGGUGUGUGUGGUGCUGAUCCUGACACAGGUGUUCACGGGGCUUUCCGUGCUCACGGGCUACACCACUGACACCUUUCAACAAUCGGGUGUGGCACUGGAUGCAGAUGUGUGCGCCAUCAUCGUGGCAGCAGUGCAAACAGCAAGCAGUGUUGCCACGUCUCUGUUGGCGGACCGAGCUGGCCGCCGGCCACUGAUGCUACUCUCGUUUGCUGGCUGCGUCCUCACCAUGGCUACACUCAGCAUCCUCUUCUACCUCAAGGAUGUGGUGCACACAGAUCUCACUGCUGUGCAGUGGCUGCCACUCGCCGCCAUGAUUGCUUUUCCUGUGUUCAACAUCCUGGGGGUGGGCCCGCUGCCGUGGGCCAUCGUCGGUGAGGUGUUCCCCUCGGACGUGAAGGGCGUGGCCACGGCGGUCGUGUCGGUGGUGCAGGCGGUCACCUUCACACUGAUGGGCAAGCUCUUCCAGGUGAUGAGCGACGCCGCGGGCAUCUACUCUGUCUUCUUCCUCUUCACUGCCAGCGCCUUCGUCGGCCUCGUCUUCACCUUCUUCUUUCUGCCAGAGACAAAGGGCCGCACCUUCGUCGAGAUCACGCGGCACUUCGAGGGUGAAGAACAUGAAGAGUCAAAGUAGCCAUUUUUUUGGCUCUCUGGGAAAGGCUCAGAAAAGCACUCCAGUUUGUACGAGUGUGACUGUAAUUUAAUAUUUAAACUGCAAGGUAUUCUUUGCAUUAAGAAUCAACAAACAUACAAAAGUUGUUCAUUAACCUCCACAUCGAUAUAAAGUGGAAGCUUUUUAUGUCUUGUGAUUGGUUUGAUGCAACCCACCUUUACUUCCUUUCUGUACCAUCCUCUUCAUCCUUGAGUAGCACCCACCCGCAACGUCCUCAAUUAUUUGCUAGGUAUAUUCCAAUCCCUGUCUUCCCCUGCAGUUCUUGCUCUCUGUUGCUACUACAGAGCUUGGCGCAAAGGUAAGACACGGGAAUCGGGUUCGGGAUGAUGGCGGCUCAAACCCCGUUGCUUAAGGAGAAUGCCGGGAGGUUUUCUUUGAAAGAAUACAGCUAAUUUCCUUCUCCGUCCUUUUUCAUUCCGACCUUGUGCUUCGUCGUCUACAGAAUGCUACGCCCCAGUCUUCUUUCUUCUCGUAUACCGUUCCACUUAUGCAAGAAGGGUAUUCUGCAUGUCCUUUCGUUCUAUCCUUCUCCCAGUUAGUGUUUUCCAUAUAUUUCUUUUCUUGCCGAUUAUUCUCUACAGUGCCUCAUCAUUAAUAUUUAUGGAAUAUUCUGUCACUUCUUGGCGGACUACUGACGUAUUAAUAAUUUGAAUCCUCAGUAUUAAAGUUCCACAAAAAUAUUUAUUUAAUAGUUCGUUAUGAACCGGUUUUCAGGACUGUAGGCCAUCGUCAGAUAACUUAGCACUGAACAUCUGUAUAAAGAUUGUUGUACAAAUAUAUGUAACAUUGUAUGACUAUAUU
Molecule: messenger RNA, 2448 nt
Organism: Schistocerca cancellata (South American locust)
Lineage: Eukaryota; Metazoa; Arthropoda; Insecta; Orthoptera; Acrididae
Product: facilitated trehalose transporter Tret1-like
Exons: 6
Coding region: 208-1608 (466 amino acids)
Biological process (GO): transmembrane transport
Cellular component (GO): membrane
Molecular function (GO): transmembrane transporter activity
Source: RefSeq, a predicted model, not a curated record